AUGCUUAAUGCAAGUGACAUCUCUACUUUUAUUCUUUUGGGUUUUUCUGCUCAAGUAGAGAAAAACAUGGUAUACUUCAUUUUGUAUUUAGUGAUCUAUACAGUAUCCUUAAUAGCAAAUGUUCUCAUCAUAUUAGCAGUGUCCAUCCAUCCUCCACUCCAUACACCCAUGUACUUUUUCUUAGUGAAUUUAUCUGUUACAGACCUUGGCUCUAUUUCUGUGACUAUUCCCAAAGCCAUGAUAAAUGCUUUCUUGAGCAGCAGAGAGAUCUCAUACUCCGGGUGCGUCGCACAAGUAUUUUCUUUAUUGUUCUUCGCGAUGUCAGAUUUUUUCCUUCUCACAGGAAUGGCAUAUGAUAGAUACAUUGCUAUCUGUGACCCAUUGCACUAUGAAAUCACAAUGGGCAGGAAGACAUGCUUUCAGCUGGCAGCCACUGCAUGGAUAGGAGCUCUUCUUUAUUCAACCUUGCACACCUGUGGCACCUUUGCAAUCAACUUUUGUUCCAACGUUCUCAAUGAUUUCUUCUGUGAUGUCUCACAACUUCUGAAAAUAUCCUGUGACAAUUCAUAUCUCAUUGAAGUUGGAUUCAUCCUCUUUAGUAUAGCUGGUAUUGGUUUUCCUUGCUUUGGUUUCAUAAUUGUUUCAUAUGUGAAGAUUUUCAAAUCUGUGUUUAGAAUACCUACUUUGCAAAGACAAAAUAAGGCCUUUUCAACUUGCAUUCCACAUCUUAUUGUUGUCUCCUUGUUUGUCAGCACUGCAAGUGUUAAUUUACUAAAACCUCCUUCUUUCUCCCUUUCAAGUGUAGAAAUAGCAAUCACUGUAUUGUACUCUGUGGUUCCUUCUUUGAUUAAUCCUAUUGUUUAUACUAUGAGGAACAAGGAGAUCCAAGUUGCAUUGUGUAAUAUGUUUAAAUCUACUAUUACAUCUAGGAAUCAAUCAUAG
Molecule: messenger RNA, 942 nt
Organism: Protobothrops mucrosquamatus (brown spotted pit viper)
Lineage: Eukaryota; Metazoa; Chordata; Lepidosauria; Squamata; Viperidae
Product: olfactory receptor 14A16-like
Exons: 1
Coding region: 1-942 (313 amino acids)
Biological process (GO): G protein-coupled receptor signaling pathway
Cellular component (GO): membrane
Molecular function (GO): olfactory receptor activity; G protein-coupled receptor activity
Source: RefSeq, a predicted model, not a curated record